Bactrocera dorsalis (oriental fruit fly) is the source of this 4696-nucleotide messenger RNA. RefSeq lists its product as uncharacterized. The record is from RefSeq and is a predicted model, not a curated record. NCBI's taxonomy places the organism in Eukaryota, Metazoa, Arthropoda, Insecta, Diptera, Tephritidae. The transcript has 12 exons. Gene Ontology annotation, biological process: transmembrane transport; monocarboxylic acid transport. Gene Ontology annotation, molecular function: monocarboxylic acid transmembrane transporter activity. The coding region runs from base 45 to 3956 and encodes 1303 amino acids.
UUCCAGGAAUUUAGUUAGAUAUUAAAGAGACAUAACCAUCCACAAUGCCAAAAAAACACAAGCGACGUGAUAAAAGUGAUUUGGGUCCCGAUUUUGUGGCGCCCGAUGGCGGCUGGGGUUGGGUCGUCUGCAUAGCUGCUGGUCUAAGUAAUCUGGCCAUGUAUCCACCACUACAACAAUACGGCAUGAUUUAUCGACAACGGAUGUUUAACUUGGGAUUCUCUGCCAAAGAGACCACUACCAUCGCGAACAUCAUGUUGAGUUUAGCAUCCUUAGUUGGCAUUGUAAAUGGUGCCAUGUUUCGACGAUUUACAUUCCGGCAGGUUGCCAUUGUCGGCAGCAUUUUGAUAUUUAGUGGUAUUUUAUUAUCAGCUGCUUGUACCACAUUUUGGCAAUAUGUGCUUUGCGUAUCGGUCAUAUAUGGCAUCGGUCAGGGUCUCAACGUGGCCGCUUUAUCGUUGGCCGUGAAUACGUACUUCAAAAACCGGCGACGUCGUGCAUUCGGCUUUAUGUGGACCAUUACCGGCUUAGGACCCAUUAUAUUUCCACACUUCACCUCACUAAUACUAAUCUACUAUGGGAGUCCGGGUACCAUUCUAAUUUAUGCUGGAAUUUCUCUAAAUGUGUUUCUCUGUGCUUUGACACUGCAACCAGUAUUAUGGCAUACUUCCAAAGCGCCGGUCGAACGUGAGUUGAAGUUACAAGAGCCUGUCUUAGCUAAUAUUGAGGAUACUACGAUACCCUCAGCCACAACGCAGCUUCAAGUCAAGUCGGAAUACAAGAAAUCUACAACACAGCUGGAACUAGAGCCCGAAUGCAAGUAUUGUCAAUACAUGAAACGUACUAGCCCCAGUGUGGUCGCAACACAAUUCGAUUUUGACGACCAUGACUUGGCUAAAUCGAGCCGUGAGCUUGGUGAACCCGAGAAGCCAUUGAUCUCACGUGCAAACGAUGAGCGCGAAAGAGUGCACUUGCCAGAUACUAAGCUUGAGAAACAGUCAACUCAAAAAGCACCAAUUGCUAAGGCGGAAGAGGAUAAUGAUGAAGACAUUAAAGAUCAGGAAGCGAAAGAAAAUAGCAGUGCUGAAGUAAAUCAUUCCCUAAAAGAGAACUUUCCAACAGAAUUCCGCUGCACCUGCGCUGAAGAGAGAGCAUUAUUAGGAGACCACAACAGCGCUGAACUGAAAAGUCCACCAAUAAUAUUAGCUGCAAACCAAGAGAAGAUCAAGCUUUUAAACCCGAAAUUAGACACUCACACGGAACACAAAUUGACUUUCAAACAGAAGUUGGUGAAAUUCUUUGACUUGGAUCUGUUGAAAGAUUUCACUUUUGUCAAUCUAGUUAUGGGCAUGACAGUGAUGAUGUUUGCCGAGAUAAACUUCUCUAUUUUGAUACCCUUCAUUUUAGAUCAAUACGGUUAUAGUAAUGAACAAAUCUCCACCGCUAUGUCCAUGCAGGGUGGCAUGGAUAUCUGUGUGCGCUUCCUGGCACCAAUUGUGCUGGAAAGAGCUAAAAAUCUAAGUAAUCAAGUAUUAUUUGCGUUUGGCAUUAUUGCCAUCUCUCUUGGACGCCUAUUGAUUACGUUAACCGACUCCUAUCGUAUUACAUUGGCACUCUUUGUGCUCAUUGGCUUCGGUAGAGGUUUCCGUACGAUAUUUUCAUCUCUUAUUAUACCCUCAUAUGUGCCUUUGAAUCGUUUGCCAGCAGCAUCUGGUCUACAGCUGGUCUGUAAUACUUUAUUUACACUUGCUGUUGGGCCAAUUUUAGGUGUCAUCACCGAUGCCAGCAGUUACACAAUGACAAUUCAUUUCCUUAAUUUACUAACCUCGCUUGCGUUGCUCUUCUGGCUAUUGGAGUAUCUGGUGCGUCGCAUGUUAGGGAAAAAGGCGAAAACUCAAACAGAAAGCUAUGAGCCGGCUCAUGAUUCACGUCUAAACAUGGACUCAUGGACUCAUUUCCUUCUUGUUGUGAUGGAAAAGGCAACGGCAUGCGACAACAGCGGUCAAGUCUAUCGCGCGACAACAUUACCCACCAGCAACAACAACGAUGGCUUAGAUAAUAGCAAGAAGCCGGCAGCAGCAACGUCACAGCCACAGGCGAAGCCAAAGAAAGUGCGUCGCGACAAAAGUGAUUUGGGCGAGAAUUUCAAAGCGCCAGAUGGCGGCUGGGCGUGGUUGGUGUGCAUCGCUGCCGGUUGUUCGAACCUGUCUAUCUAUCCAUGUCUGCAGCAGUUCGGUUUUAUAUUCCGCGAACGUUUAGGCGUUCUAGGUCUAAGCAGUUCACAAAUAACAACAAUUAUUAAUACGAAUCCGGCUGUGUCGGCGUGUACAGGACUCUUAAAUGGACCAAUGUUUCGACGCUUCACCUUUCGCCAGGUUGCCUUAGCAGGUUCAUUUUUCAUCUUCGCGGGUCUAAUGUUAACAGCCUUUUGCGAAUCCUUUAUCGGCUACAUGAUAACUUAUGCGCUGCUCUUUGGCUUUGGUGUCGGCAUUAGCGUGUCCGCCUCGUCACUUGCCAUAAACACUUACUUCAAGAAUAAAAGACGUCGCGCAGCAGGCUUUUCGUGGACACUCACUGGCCUAGGGCCGAUUUUCUUGCCACACGUAGUCACACUAUUUGUCGCGUAUUAUGGCGUGCAAGGCACCGUCAUCAUAUUCGCCGCACUCUCUUUGCAUUCUAUGGUUUGUGCACUUAUCUAUCAGCCGGUGCGCCAUCAUGCACCGCCACCCGAUGCGCCCGAAGCGGCCGGAGAUUCGGGCAUCGCGGCCGGCGAAGCGGAAUAUCUCUGUGAAUACUGUCAGAUACAAUGCAAACGCAACGGUAUCUUCUCCAGCCAAUACCUGUAUCAGGACGAUGACGAAGCUAUGCCUGGGUAUGAAAUAAUCGAGCCGGGCACGCCGAUGUUGUCACGCGCCAAUGACGGUUGGUUCGGUUCGAAGUUGUCGUUGGCCUCAAUGCAUAGAGCGGGUACACCACGCUUUCGUACCGUCUCCAGUUCGAAAGAUAUCGAGGGCAUAACACGACUCAAUCGUGUGAUAUCUGAGGAAGAACUGAAGACGGCCGAGGUUUACAAACCGAACAACUUCAAACGUGAACGCGACGAAGUGCUUAUGAAGCAAUCGGCGAGCAAUGGCAACUUUCGUGCGCCACCACAUCAUGGUGGCUUACAUGGUACGACGGCUCCAUUAUAUUGUACUUGUGCCGAGGAGCGUAUGCUGCUCGAAAAGGCGCAGCUUCGUUCAAGUCUUACCAACAAAAGGCUGGAAACAACGGCGGAGGAAGACGAAGAUGCCGCAAUGUCUGUGAAGAGUUUUACCUUCUUACAGAAAGUGGUGGCUUUCUUUGAUUUGGAUUUGUUGCGUGAUUUCACGUUCGUCAAUUUGGUCGCGGGUUUAACGAUUAUCAAUUUUGGUGAAUUGAAUUUUUCCAUACUAACACCAUUUAUACUAAAUGAUUUCGGAUUUACCACCUCGCAAAUCACGUCGGCCAUGUCUGUGCUUGGUGGUUUGGAUAUUAUUGUGCGAUUCAUCGUGCCUUUCGUCACAGAGAAAAUACCGUGGGAUAAUCGUGUCUUCUUCCUAAUAGGCGUCGUUGGCAUUGCACUAGGUCGCACUGUCGUCGCCUGCACUCGCUCCUACACGGUCAUACUUUGCACCUUCGUUUGGAUUGGAAUGUGCAAAGGUGUGCGCACUAUUUUCUGGCCACUGAUCAUACCCGGUUGUGUUCCACUGAAACGUUUGCCAGCUGCUUCCGGCUUGCAAUUGCUCAUUUCCGGUCUGUUUACGUUUGCCUGUGGACCUUUUGUGGGCCUUAUACGCGAUCGCUUCAACUAUUCGAUCACCCUGCAUUUCCUCAACAUGAUGUCAUUUAUUGCUGCCAUCUCAUGGUCGCUUGAGGCGCUGGUGCGCCGUUAUCGCCGUCGUUGUCGCGAUCGCAAACGAACUUGCGUCACAUGACUAUAUGCCGUUAACGUGAUGUAAGUUUGCUUAAGUCUACGCUAGAUGCCGCUCCUGUAUCGCAGACGCAAACCAGAUACUUUUCCAACACAAAAGAGCUGUCAUCAUGCUUGUACAUACAUAUGUAUAUAUGGACAUACAUAAAUUGGAAAUGUGGGAGAGAACUACUAUAUAUAUAAUUAAUUUAUAAGUCUAUUAAUUUUCAUAUAUUUCCUAUAAUAUGUAAUAUAACAAUUAACAUAUGUACAUAGAUAUAUUCGUAUGUAAAUACCAUAUAUAUAUAUCAACUUAUCUUCAUAUCAGCAUAAUUAAGCCAUAAGAACUACAUUUAAGGUAGAAAACCUCUAGUUGUCAACAAAACUUAAUUUUACUUAUAAAUUAUCCAAAGAAAUAUUUCGUCAACGGUUGCCAAGAUAUUUGAUCAAAGCCUUUGUUAAUCUGAUCAAAAACCACCGAAUCGCUAACAAAACUUAAUUUUUAGCCAUUUCAAAACCAUUGAUGCAGAAAUGUUACAAUGGCUAUAAAAUUCAAAAAUUUUAUCAAAAUAAAAAAUAAUAAUAUUUCUCCAGCGGAUCCAAUAUCAAAUCAUCAAAUAUCGACAUUAUAUGAUUUUAGAAUAUAAUUCAAUUUGUAUGUGUAAAACUUAAUUGUGUUACAUCAAUUUACAGAAUGUGAAAACUAUUUUAAUAAAUCAAUACACAUGAAACUACUGAACUUAAAAAUAAAACAAAACGAAACAA